Molecule: messenger RNA, 2760 nt
Organism: Syngnathus typhle (broad-nosed pipefish)
Lineage: Eukaryota; Metazoa; Chordata; Actinopteri; Syngnathiformes; Syngnathidae
Exons: 2
Coding region: 142-1230 (362 amino acids)
Source: RefSeq, a predicted model, not a curated record
UGGCUUUCAUCUUCUACGAAACACAAAGAAGUUCUUGUAUAUGCCUUACUGGAUUCGCAAAGCGAUACAACCUUUGUUCUCAGUGAAGUUGCAAAGUUGCUAGAUACAAACCAAGAACCGGUUAAACUAGAACUGUCUACCAUGUCUUCCCAGACUACAGUUGUUCAGUCUAACAGACUGCAAGAUCUUAAAGUUCGUGGUCUUAACUCAAGCAAAGGAAUCACUUUACCUCCUACAUACACACGAGAAUUCAUUCCAGCCAACAAAGCUCACAUUCCAACUAAUGAGACAGCUAAAGCUUGGCCACAUUUAGAACACCUUCAACCAGAAAUCGCACCUUUGCAAGAUUGCGAGGUAGGAUUGUUGAUCGGAUACAACUGCUCACAAGCUCUUCUUCCAAGAGAGAUUGUGUCAGGCAAGGAAGGUGAGCCAUACGCUCAGCGCACUGAUCUUGGUUGGAGUAUAGUUGGACAAACCAAUCCCUGCCUGAACUAUGGAGAUGCGAUUGGUAUUAGUCAUCGUAUUAUUGUCAAGAAGGUCAUCCCAGAGCUUAAGCCCUCUCUAAAGCUUCAGAACAAGGUCCACUAUGUCAAUAGGACAACAGUAAAGGACGUCACCCCUUCGAACGUUAUCAAAGCACUUGAAGGAGACUUCUCUGAAAGAGCCCUUGAUGGCAACCCUGUGCCACAUGAAGAACUUGAAGAGGAGAAAGAUAUCAAAAGGUCUCUCAGGAAAAAGACAGCGCACCUGAAACCAACCAGACUCCAAAAAGACCUCAUGAAACCAUCCCAGAAGGUCCAUGAGGAGCCGAAACCCUCUGAGGACCAGGAAAAAAGGAAACCUCCCAAGGAAGUGUUGGAGAUCCCUCAGAAAAAACAAGUUGACGAAUCUUUGGGAGAAGACAAAGACAUCCAGAAACCUUCUCAAGAAGAUGAAAGUAAACCUUCUGAGAUGAAAGAGGAGAAGAAACCUCCCAAGGAGGAAAAACCUGCACCGAAAGCGGAUGUUUCCAAGAAACCUUUCAGGUUCCUGAGAGUCACCAAAAAGCAAACAGCGCCAGUUCUCAAAAAAGAACACGUCAACGUGACAAAAGAAAAAGUUCCCAAGGUGAAAGCCAAACCAGAACCUUUAGGAAAAGAAAAUGAAGGGCAAAAAAACCUCAGAAAGAAGUUAAAGAACCUUCUAGAAAAGAGAAAGAAGUCAAGAAAGAAGACACAGAGGUCAAAGUAACUUCAAAGGAAGUCACAAAGCCGCAGAAACAAGACAAGGAGGUCAAAGUACCUCCUAAGGAAGCCAAGAAACCUCCAAAGAAACUCAAAGAACUUCCAAGCCACGAGAAGGAAGUCAGGAAACCAAAGAAAGAAGAGAAGUCGGUCAAAGAAGUGACUAAGGAUGAGUUGAAAGUAAAAGAGGACAAGGGUGUCCUUAGCAAACCUCCUAAAGAACAGAAGCUUGAAGAAGCUGAAAAACCAACCAGCGAGAAGCUUCCCAGAAAAAUAAGAACCAUCAAAGAAGCGCAAGAGAAACCACCGAAGGAAGGCAAAGAAGACAAGAGGCGUCCUCGGGAAGAUGUCGACAAAGCUCUCAAAAGGGAACGUCUCAAAGAAGUUGAGAAACCCAUCAAAGAAGCAAACAUGUCUUCAGUGGUCCUUCAAGAAACUAAGAAACCACUUGAAGGUGGUUCCGAAGUCAAAGACAAGAGAACGUCUUUAAAAAGAUUUUUCAAAAUCCAUAAAGAAGUCCCAGAAGCAAAGAAAGUUACCAAAGAUGAGAAAGAAGGCAAAACACCUCCUUAAAAGGUGCUGUUCUUCAGGAGAACUUCCAAAGAAGCUCUCAAAAAGACACACAGAGAACUUAAAAAUGAAACUGAAGUCAAAAAGCCUCCUGAAGAGGAAAAGGAAAUCAAGAAACAUCUUAAAGAGGAUCUUCAGAAACAAGAAACACGAGAUUCCAAGACAACCAUUACAAAGACAGAAGUGGACUGCACACAGAAGGAAUCUGAAGGUAAAUGAUGUAGUGCUUCUAAAAGAGGACAUGGCACCACGUAAUGAAUGGAAGCUAGCCAAAGUCACUGAUAUCUAUCCAGGAACCGACGACAAAGUGUGAGAGGUUCGACUUUUGGUUAGUGAAAGGACAUAUGACAAACACAGUAAACUUGUGACUAAAACAGUCUCAUUAGAACGACCUAUUCAUAAAGUUAUUGUUUUGCUAGAAGCUGACUAAGGGCUUGUGUGUAUUUUCAUGUUCAGUUUGUCAGCCUAAAUGUAAUUCAUAGGAAUCCCACAGCAAGAGUUGUGAGAUUGGUGGGAGUGUUACUGCUAUAUUUCGUUUCUUUUCAUUUUCUGUGUAUUUUCAUUAUUAUUACCGUUGAGUGCCACCAGAGGGCGCUAUAGUGUAAGUGAGCUUUGUAAGAAGAAGUAGAGGUUAAUUUCCUCAGAAGAAGCGAUCUCUCGAGAGAUCGAAAGAUGCGUGACUGAAGCGUGGUCACAAAGCUAACUUGUAAAGAAAGUUAAGAAACAAUAAGAAGAAGAAGACGACUGAAACUAAUUCCUCUCUCGGUACUCAGCCAACGAGGUAUUGUUUGUAUGUUGUAUUUGUCAGAAUCGUUUUAUGUGUUAAAUGUCUUUCUUUUGAGCUAAUUGUUGUUUGUUUGUGCUUUUAGUUUUCACAGUGUGUUUAUGAGUCUGAACAAGCUGGAUUCAAUAAAUUCAUCAGUUGGGAAAGCCACUUGUGUCUGUUGGUACCUGGAGGAGUUACAAA